Molecule: messenger RNA, 1095 nt
Organism: Penicillium macrosclerotiorum
Lineage: Eukaryota; Fungi; Ascomycota; Eurotiomycetes; Eurotiales; Aspergillaceae
Exons: 2
Coding region: 1-1095 (364 amino acids)
Biological process (GO): transmembrane transport
Molecular function (GO): transmembrane transporter activity
Source: RefSeq, a predicted model, not a curated record
AUGAGUGCAAUUUUCAUUGGCAGAUUUCUCUCCGGCUUUGCUUCGGCCGUGCCGUCAGUAGUGAUCUCUGGGUCUGUGGAAGAUCAGUUCAAUGCAGAGCAGCGAGUUUGGAUUGUCUUGCUUUGGAAUGCAGCUGCAACGGCCGGGCUUGCAUUUGGACCAAUUUAUGCUUCCUGCAUUUGUGAAACAGCGAGCUGGCGAUGGAUAUUCUACAGUGCUGCUAUUGGCACUGCUCUCAACCUCCUGCUCAUAUUGGGUAUGCGAGAAAGUCGACCUAGUAAAUUGCUUCGGAAAAAAUUAACCUCUUUGUCGAUCGAGUAUCCCGACGCGGACCUAAAGUUCCACUCUGCAGAUCCAUUCCCCGAUCUUACAGCGUUUAUCGAUGUCGUCGUUAUCCGGCCAUCCCAGAUGAUGGUCACGGAACCAAUUUUGAUAAUUGUUUCGAUGCUGAGUGGCAUAUCCUGGGGAAUCAUCUAUCUAUUUUCGGAAUCCAUCACCAGGGCCUACAUUGCUCUUGGACUUGAUGAAUCUAAGGCGACGUUUCCUCUCUUUGCCUUGGUAGUCGGCAUCUGUAUUGGGGCAAUCCCUCAUAUAUGGGAUGUUCGCCACAUACGGAACAAGAAGCGUCAGAAACUGUCCAUUGAACCUGAGGAUAAGCUCAUAGGGUUCGCAUUUGGUACUCCUGCCCUCGCUAUAGGCCUGUGGUGGUUCUACGGGACAACUCCCCCAUCUAUGCAGCAAUCUCACUGGCUGCUUCCCACAGCUGGCCUCGUUUUUGUCGGCCUAGGUGUGAAUGAGAUUGCUUAUACGCUCAGUGGAUAUCUCACUGACACGUAUACCGUCUAUUCUGCAUCGGCCUUUUCGGGACUGGCAUUUGUCCGCGCUUUAGUUUCUGGCAUCAUGCCGUUGAUUGGAUAUACUAUUUUCGACAGAUCGCAAGGAAUGCUGCCUGGCUUUAUUAUUGCCGCCAUAGCAACGCUCUUCUGUGCUGUACCUUUCAUCUUCUUCAAGCUAGGGAAAGCGCUUCGCCUGAAAAGUGGAUUUGCCAAAUAUAGUUUUGAAGUUAACAUGCGAACUCAAGUUGGUGAAGUAUGA